AUGGAAUUGAGUAGAGACGACGGUGCCUCCCGACAAGACCCAGGCUCUGGUCGCCCGUUCAACCUCAAGAACAUGCCUGGAAUGCAGGAAUCCAGCACCAACUCAUCUCCGUCGCGUGCGGCGUCCACCAAGCAGAAUCCCCUCAAGAAGAUCUACGAAAAGAACCACCCGGAUCUUCCGGACGAGAAUCUGUAUCAGGAUGGCAGCAACAUGGACAGGCUUCCAGAGCUCGGACAGCGGAGACGCCUUUCCGUGCUCACCCAUACUGCAGCGCCGCUGCCAGCGUUGCCAGGAUCCGCCAGUCGGCGCAUAUCACUCGGCUUUGGUGGUGGAGAGACCGACCCACCUAUCCAACAGAGGGCUCGCGCCCGCAGCGUCGUCGCUGCUCCCACCCAUGAGCCUGAAGUACCAAGUCCGCAGCGGUUUCGCGGGCGGCGGGCCAGCGCCUCCGUUUUCUCCAAGAAUGAGAAGCCAAUGUUGUCUCUCGAUCCAGAUAUAGCACAGCGUGCGUCCAUAUUGGCAUCAAAGGGCCCGCGGCUUGUCCCAGACGCGGGCGAAGACCCCGGUAAUCCAAGACUGCCAAAGAUGAGGUCCAGGACGGUUUCGGGCGAAGAUGGCGUUGGGCUCGACAGCAGGCUCUUCGGCAAACUCAAAAAGUAUGCCGAUGCACUCGAGUCUGAUGACAGCGUCCCGCGCUCGGCUUCGGAUGCCGUGGAGCAACCUCCUUCAAGUGACAGGCCAACCUUUACACGGCGAAGGUCCAUCACGGCUGACAUACUGGAUUUUGCGCUGCCGCCCAAGCCGACAAUAUCAUCCCGCCUCCAGAACCUCGGCAUGUCCAUUCGUCAGUACUUACAAGAGUCCAUCAUGGCGAACCAGCGAUCCUCGGCGACAAUCAAAAAGUUCAAGGCGGCUGUGCGGCGAGCCAUCAUAAUAUGGCUCACUGCCCGGGCAUUCAAGUGCUCGCUCCAACAUGACGGCGCCGAAGUCUGCCAUGGGUUAUCGGGAAUGUGGGAAAGCACGGUGCUCUCGACGGAGGUUCGAGCGCUGUUUGCACGGCCCCAGUUUACAUGGACAAACGAGGACUGGAAGAAGCUCAAAGACACUCUCAAUGCCAUUCCAGGAUGGGCUCUCCGGUUCACGGACGAGAUCAGGGAGAUGCUGAUUGCCCGGAUGACGCUCGAAAUGCACACGUCUGGGACGGUGCUGUUUCGCAAGGGCCAUCGCGCUGAUGGCUGUUAUCUGUUGAUCAAGGGACAGUGCAAGGCUGCCGGAGCCGACGACAAAGACUUCUUCCGACCUGGCGACAUGAUCGGCGAGACCGAGUUCUCGGUCGAGGACAAGACGGUUCUCAGACGCCCAAACACCAUCGCUUGCCAAUCCGACUGUGCCAUGAUGCACAUUGGGGGCGACGACUUUCUGGAGAUCAUGGACAUCGAGGGCCAUGCGGUCAAAAAGGCCGAUCUCAUCAUCGAGCUCUUCCAGACACUGCCGUUGUUCAGCGGAUGCUCGCGGAGGACCAUGUCGUUUUUCGCCCAAGCAUGCGAGACCGUCUUUGUCGAUGCCAAGCAAGUUGUUUUGACCCAAGGCGACCCCAUCCGGUAUCUGUACAUCAUUCUCACAGGAACCGUCGACGUUAUCAAGGUCAUAUAUCUCACCCGCCACGACGACAACUACCAGCUGGUCAGGCUUCGCAGCGAUGAAUAUCAGUCGCUUUACAGGGACUCAGGCCAUGUCAAGGAGAAGCUGCUCAGCAUCCGAUCUCUCAAAUCGGGCGACUCCUUUCCGUAUAUCUCGCCGGACAUCCAUGCGCCCACAGACGUUUCGUUUGUCGCUGCAAUGAAGGGCGAGUACCUCAAGAUCAAACUGCCUUGGAUGGUACUGCUUCACAUAUCUUCAACCGACCUGUGGAGCCAGUCCGACAUAUAUGACGAGGACGAGGGUGCUGAGCUCCGUGCUCGUUUGGCCGACCAGCACGCCGAGUCAGAGGCACAGAUAGCCCUGAUCGAGGAGACAUACUGUCUGCAGAAGAACAAGGAGAUUGCCAAGCGAAAUCUCAGGAAAGAUCUGCUGCCCGACCUCUCGACUCUGGCUGAGAGCGAGUCCAAGACGGAGCGCCUCCCUGACCUCGCCACGGCCCUUCCCCAUGGAGACCUCAGUCGCCGUCGGGCCGGCUUUUGA
Messenger RNA from Polychytrium aggregatum, 2181 nucleotides. RefSeq lists its product as uncharacterized. The record is from RefSeq and is a predicted model, not a curated record. Bases 1 to 2181 code for a protein of 726 amino acids. NCBI's taxonomy places the organism in Eukaryota, Fungi, Chytridiomycota, Chytridiomycetes, Polychytriales. The transcript has 5 exons.